AUGAGCUCAACAUCGACAAAGCAAAAAGUAGUGAUUGUCGGAAGUGGGAUCUAUGGGAUCUCCACCGCGCUGUACAUGCUCCAAGAUGGGGGAUACGACGUGACUGUGCUGGACAAGUGCGAAACGCUGCCUGCUCCGGAUGCAGCUAGUACAGCAGGGGACUAUGCGGACCCUCAGCUGUCUAAGCUCGCCAUUGAAGCUGUGCACAUGUGGAAGCUGCCCGAAUGGGAGGGGACAUACCAUGAAUCCGGCGUCAUGUGCCUCUCGGCCACGUCCAGCUCCUCAGGCACCCACUUCGUAGAUCAAGCGUACCAGAACUGCCGGUCCAACGACCUCCCAUGCGAAAAGCUCCAGUCCGCUCAGGCCAUCCGUGAAGCCUUGGAGGCCCGCACGACCGUACCUGUUGGAGAGUUCGAGGGGAGAGUGGGGUAUAUGAACCCUACGGGUGGGUGGGCGGAGAGUGGGCGGGCACUGGCGGUUGCGAUUGAGCGGGUAAAACGGGACGGUGGGAGAGUGAGGGUAGGGGCAGAGGUGGUGGGUCUGUUGAAAGAGGGGAAGAGGGUCCAGGGGGUGAGGCUGAAAAGUGGGGAGGAGGUCAAGGGGGAUCUGGUCUUGCGGUCGCCGUCGCUCUGUGCCUCGGAAGGGAUCUCCGCACCACUACCAGACGUAGUCGCCACGGGACAAAGUCUUGCUACCAUCCAGCUCACCCCAGAAGAAGUCGAGCGAUACUCAAAGAAUCCAGUCAUCUUCAACCUCGAUAACGGCUUCUACCUAUUCCCACCCAACCCCGAUGGGCUCAUCAAGGUCGCCACCCACGCUGCAGGGUACACAAACCCUAUCGGACCCGAAUCCUCCUCUUCUUGCGGGGACAAGGAGCCGACCUCGGUACCGCAGACAAAGUUGACGCCUGGGGCGGAGGACGGCAGGAUCCCGCGGGAGUCUUUGGCGAGGUUGCGCAAGGGGCUAGGGGAGCAUCUGCCGGAGCUGAAGGACCGGGAGUUUGUUUCUAGUCGGCUGUGCUGGUAUGCGGAUACACCGACGGGAGACUGGUUGAUCGAUUAUCACCCAGACUACGAGAACCUCUUUAUUGCCUCGGGCGACUCAGGACACGGCUUCAAGUUUACCCCGAAUAUCGGACGCGAGAUCCUGCACAUCAUCCAGCGCAAAGGCGAUCCCGAGUAUACCCGUCGCUGGGCGUUCGGCGGAUGUCCCAAUAAGGACGCGGAUGAGCGAUAUGGCGUGAGGCAGGUGUUGAAGGCGGAGGAGCUGGCUGGGCCGGAGGAUAUGAAGGCGUGA
This is a messenger RNA of Dioszegia hungarica, 1296 nucleotides long. Its product is annotated as FAD dependent oxidoreductase. Gene Ontology annotation, molecular function: L-pipecolate oxidase activity; proline dehydrogenase activity; sarcosine oxidase activity. The record is from RefSeq and is a predicted model, not a curated record. Lineage: Eukaryota; Fungi; Basidiomycota; Tremellomycetes; Tremellales; Bulleribasidiaceae. The coding region runs from base 1 to 1296 and encodes 431 amino acids. The transcript has 9 exons.